CAGCCAACAAAUCAUCGCAACUCACAAAGAAGCCAAAACCAAUCCCAGGUUCUGUAAAAGGAGAGGGGCAGAAAUCGCCGUGAAGAAGAAGAAGAAGCAGCAUCUGAAUUGGUCGAUUCUUACAUCCUCUAAGUCUGUCAAGUUCUAACUAUACCUAUUUAUAUAUAGAAGAGAGAAUCAAAGAUGCAAACCGUGGUGUCAAAUCCUUUCUAUUCAUGCAGCAGAGCUCAACAAGCCCUAGAGCCUUCAUGUUCUCGUUCUUCAACCACUAUCCUUUUCCAUGGCCGCUUAACCCUAACGAACUCCAUUUUCCUUGGAAAUCAACAAACUGAGCUAUGGAGGAGAUGUAAUAAAUUGCACUUCAGUUCUUCUCAUUUAACGAGAAACCGCUUGUCUAAUGGUAAACGAACUGGAGAUAUAAAGGCGGUUGCUACCCCAGAUUCCACUGUGGAAUUACCGUUAACAGCAGAAAAUGUGGAGAUGAUACUGGAUGAAGUUCGGCCUUAUCUAAUUGCAGAUGGUGGUAAUGUAGUACUACAUGAAAUUGAUGGAAAUGUUGUGAGGUUGAAGCUGCAAGGAGCUUGUGGUUCAUGUCCGAGUUCUGUAACAACUAUGAAAUUGGGGAUUGAACGUCGCUUGAUGGAAAAGAUUCCUGAAAUAGUUGCUGUAGAGCCUAUAGUGGAUGAGGAAACUGGACUUGAGAUGAAUGAAGAAAAUAUCGAAAAGGUUCUUGAAGAAAUAAGGCCAUAUCUAGUUGGGGCAGCUGGUGGGGUGCUUGAGCUUGUGAAGAUAGACGAUCCGAUUGUGAAAGUUCGAAUCACUGGUCCUGCAGCUGGUGUCAUGACUGUGAGGGUGGCUGUCACACAGAAGCUUCGAGAGAAGAUCCCUUCCAUUGCAGCUGUGCAACUUUUAUCAUAAUAUAUACUAAGGUUUAACCCAACCCUUAUAGUGUACCCGAUAACUUUGUAUAGUUCCAGAUUGCUGUUGAACUAUGUUCAUCUUUCAUGGUUGUAAAGUCUAUUCAGAUUUAAUUAUAUCUUUGGGCUAUUUGAUAAUCUCUUUGGGUUAUUUGUUAUUGAAAAUGAAGUUAUUUGGAUAAAGAAACAAUAAGGUUAUAAACAUAUAGACUGUAUUUUUGAUAAUUUUUUGAAUAAUGAGAUUGAU
Messenger RNA from Impatiens glandulifera, 1164 nucleotides. Its product is annotated as nifU-like protein 2, chloroplastic. The record is from RefSeq and is a predicted model, not a curated record. Gene Ontology annotation, biological process: iron-sulfur cluster assembly. The transcript is spliced from 4 exons. NCBI's taxonomy places the organism in Eukaryota, Viridiplantae, Streptophyta, Magnoliopsida, Ericales, Balsaminaceae. Gene Ontology annotation, molecular function: iron ion binding; iron-sulfur cluster binding. Gene Ontology annotation, cellular component: chloroplast stroma; mitochondrion. Bases 184 to 918 code for a protein of 244 amino acids.